This is a messenger RNA of Onychostruthus taczanowskii (white-rumped snowfinch), 744 nucleotides long. RefSeq names its product forkhead box protein P3-like. Gene Ontology annotation, molecular function: DNA-binding transcription repressor activity, RNA polymerase II-specific; RNA polymerase II cis-regulatory region sequence-specific DNA binding. NCBI's taxonomy places the organism in Eukaryota, Metazoa, Chordata, Aves, Passeriformes, Passeridae. The record is from RefSeq and is a predicted model, not a curated record. Gene Ontology annotation, biological process: regulation of transcription by RNA polymerase II. Gene Ontology annotation, cellular component: nucleus.
AUGGCGGGCACCCGGGACCCCCCCCAGGAGCGGCCCACGGUGCUGACCCGCGCUGAGGGGGGCGUCCCUCGGAGCGCCCAGGUGCCGCCCGAGGGGGGGUCGUGCCCCCCCCUGCUGCAGGUGCAGCACCCCGGGGUGUUGGUGAUGCGAACCCGGCUGCCCCCGGCGCACGGAGACCCCUCCCCACCUUUCACACCUUCCCCUCCCCCCGGGGGGGGGCCUCCCUCUUGAGAAUCCCCCCCCCCAAAAUUCCUCCGCCGUGAGCCGGGGGAGGUGGCUCAGUGCCUGCGGCAGCUGGAGAGGAUCCAGGAGCUGGAGCAGCAGCUGGCCCGCGAGCGGCACCGCCUGGGGCUGUUGCAGGCUCAGCUCCUCCGGAGGGGCCCCCCCAGCACGGUUCUCCCCGGGAAGGGCCCGGCCGGGCUCCCCCCGAUUUGGGGUCCCGCAGCCCCCCCCGAGGCAGAGGGGGACCCCGAGAUGCUGCUGCCCCCCCCGGGGCACCCCUGGGAGCGUGGGGGGCUCUGCCCAGGGAAUGUGGGGGGGGCGCUGUCCAGCCCCCCGAUUUUGGGGUGUCCCCCCCCCCAGAACGCCGUGCGCCACAACCUGAGCCUGCACAAGUGCUUCGUGCGGGUGGAGGCCGCCCGCGGCGCCGUCUGGACCGUGGACGAGGCCGAGUUCCGGCGCAAGCGGGGCCAGCGCUACCCCAGGGACUGUGAGCUCAAGUACUUUAUGCCCCACCGGAGCUGA